AUGGGUGUAAUCGCCAAGACGUUAGUGGGCGAACUGCUUAGCAGUCUGGACCCAGUGCAGAUUCUCUUGGACCAGCCUGGCGUCAUCAUCAAAGGCAAACUGGCGGAUGACAGUAAGAACUACAUGGGCUGCUUGCUGGUUGUGCAACACGAGACGCCAUUGAAUGGAAUACCCUCGUUUAAAGGCCGCACAGAAGAGUCGACACCAGCAACGUCCCCCACAUCUUCGCUCGGCGCAUUGUUUGAGGAGACCACCCUACAACGCGAGGGCGUCGUGGGGAGUGCGCUACAGAGCAGAGACAGUGUCUAUCUUAUUUGGGUGCCGUAUACAUUUCUUGCCGUCAAGUUUCCAGCGCUGCUGCCGGUGUGCCUCAGCCACCUCGUUGGCGACGCCAACCCGGGCCACGUGGAGGAGGAGUGGAAGUACAUUAUGUGCACAUCCUUAAGUAGUGUUUCCAAGGUGCAGCGCCACUCGAAUCAUCGUGGUGUAAGUGACAUUACCCUGUUCCUCCUAGACGGUAGAGCUGCCUACCGGCUCAUAUUCCACCAAGGCGGCCUCACGAACUUCCUCAAGGAGCUGAAAAAGGUAUCACCAUUACAGCAGAGUCGUGUCGAUGCGGAUGAAUUCAUUAUUUAUGGAAAUGACGAUGCGGGAGUUACUGCCACGACAGCGGCAAUAACUAGGUCUAGAUCAUCUGAGAGGAGUGGUGGGAUUGUGAAUAGUACACCGCGCCGUGUAGCCUCGUUGCAACCGUUUCGGGAUCCUGUGGGGGGUUCUUCCGAUGCACGGCGAGCGCUGUACGAACAAGAGAAUCUGUCUGGCGGAGCACGGCUUCGGGCGUCUAUUGCGACCACAAUUACUGGCGUACGCUCUCUGUUUCGCAAUUCGCCGGAGCCUAAUGCACGUUCACCGUCUGCAGCGUUGCACCGCGACCCUUUUGUUCUGACGGCUGAAGAAAUUAUGGUGGAUGAACCAUUUGAACUGCUGGAAGGCCUCAUCCCAGUAGAAGACCAGGUGCCGAUUAUUCCACAACCGCGGGGGCGUGGCAUGGGACCCCCACUCACUGCUGUAGAGUGGAACGCCUGCUUUGUUGGUGAGGAACGUCGUCUCGAUUUGGGUCAGUACGCCAAGGCUAAGGCGAUUGCCUUCAUUGGUGGUGUAGCGGAAGAAAUACGUCUGCAGGUGUGGAGCUUUAUGCUCCAGGUGUACCCGAACGAACAGGACUCUACGGAGGCGCAGCGGCAGAUGAUACGUGAACGCUACGGUCAAAUGUAUGAGAAGCUCAAAUUACAAUGGCAGAGCAUUUUUCCCGAGCAGGAGGCACACUUCUCCGCCUUCCGCGAGGUGCGUAGUGCGAUUGAGAAGGAUGUUGUGCGCACUGAUCGCGCCCAUUCAGCAUACACAGACGACAAUGGAGUGAAGCAGCGAAUGUUGUAUAAUGUACUCAUGUCCCAUGCGAUGUUUAACUUUGAUCUAGGCUACUGUCAGGGCAUGAGUGAUAUGCUCUCCCCCAUUGCACUUCUCGCAGACACCGAGGUGGAAGCGUUUAUGUGCUUCAGCUCCUUUCUCGGUGAGCGGUGUGAAAACCAUUUCCUACGGGACGUCAAGAAGGGCAUGAAAGAGGAGCUUGAUGCAUUGUGGUUGCUCAUGCGGUACUUUGUGCCGCGGCUGUACCACCACCUGCAAAGUCAGCAUGCGGAUGACAUGUCGUUUUGUUUUCGUUGGCUGAUCAUGCUUUUUAAGCGUGAGUUCUCACUUAACGACACCAUGCUACUGUGGGAUGUUAUCAUGUGUUGCCCGUACACGUCACAUUUUGAGUUGAUCGUCGCUGCCGCACUUCUGAGGGCCCUGACACCACAGAUAUUAGAACAACAUUUGACGUACGACGAGCUCCUCAAAUUUGCAAACAGCACUGCUGGAAACCUCAAUGUGCGUCAUGUGAUCCUGCUGGCGCAGGAAUUCUAUGAUGAGGUUGCGGCCCACAUCAUGGCAAUAGACAGCCAGGGGAUAAACUUGGAUAACUAUCAACCGUCGUUGAAGGACAUUCUGCAAGUAUUGAAGAACAUCAGAAGAUGA
Molecule: messenger RNA, 2076 nt
Organism: Trypanosoma grayi
Lineage: Eukaryota; Euglenozoa; Kinetoplastea; Trypanosomatida; Trypanosomatidae
Product: GTPase activating protein
Exons: 1
Coding region: 1-2076 (691 amino acids)
Biological process (GO): activation of GTPase activity
Molecular function (GO): GTPase activator activity
Source: RefSeq, a predicted model, not a curated record